AUGAGGUGGCAGGGUGAUAAGAAGAAGAACUUGUCCUAUAUACGACAGAUGCAUGUAAGUCAGGCAGCAUACAGAGACUCACCUGCAGAUUCCAAGUAA
Molecule: messenger RNA, 99 nt
Organism: Nematocida ausubeli
Lineage: Eukaryota; Fungi; Microsporidia
Exons: 1
Coding region: 1-99 (32 amino acids)
Source: RefSeq, a predicted model, not a curated record